This is a messenger RNA of Fraxinus pennsylvanica, 945 nucleotides long. Lineage: Eukaryota; Viridiplantae; Streptophyta; Magnoliopsida; Lamiales; Oleaceae. The record is from the annotation of a GenBank genome assembly.
AUGGAGUCCGUAAAGAAGAACGAAGACACCCAACAACGCACCGAAGAAAAAGAGAAUGAUCAGGAGAUGGCUCAACUAGGUCAUGAUGAAAACCAAGAAAAAAAAGAAGAUAAAAAAGAUAUACUUGGCCUUUUAGCUUCCUUGGAUGAUUCAAAUAUUGAGAAUGAGCCAGAGAACGUGAGUAAAGAUGAGGGAGAAGAUAAGAGAGGGUUGGAGAGCGAUGGCACUGUGUCGUUUGAGCCGUUCCCUAUAUCGGAACCCACCAUGAAUGCUACAAAGGAGAUGGGUUUACAAAACAAGACUCAGCAAGGCUACUGUGUUGUCCCCAGUGCCAAGAGAUUUAUUGUUCUCUAUUCCUUCUUGAAGAGGAAUCUUUCAAAGAAAGUGAUGGUUUUCUUUUCCUCAUGCAACUCCGUCAAAUACCAUUCUGCACUUCUUAGACACAGUGAGAUCUAUUGCUUUGACAUCCAUGAAAAGCAAAAGCAGCAGGAACGAACAUAUACCUUUUUUAACUUCUGCAAAUCGGAAAAUGGUAUCUUGUUAUGUAACGAUGGAGCUCCACAUGGUCUUGAUAUUCCUUCCGUGGAUUGGAUCAUACAGUACGAACCCCCUUACGACCAUAAGGAAUUCGUCAAUAGAGUUUAUAGAACAGCGUAUAGAGAUGUCUUGCUUUUCCUGAUUCCUGAAGAGUUGCAAUUUCGUCGCGAACUCAAGGCUGCAAAAGUGCUUAUGAAUGAGUAUAUAAUCAACGAAAAUAAGCUGGAAAAUGUGCAACCUGACCUGGAAAAGUUGGUUGCCAACAAUGAUUACUUGAGAAAGUUGGCAAAAGAUGCAUAUAAAUCUUACAUAGCAGAGUACAAAUCACAUUCUUCGAAGGGAAUCUUUAAUGUUCACAAACUUGACCUGAAGGCUGUGGCUGCUUCAUUCUGCUUUUGUGGUCCUUGA